Molecule: messenger RNA, 400 nt
Organism: Nanorana parkeri
Lineage: Eukaryota; Metazoa; Chordata; Amphibia; Anura; Dicroglossidae
Gene: SDHAF3
Product: succinate dehydrogenase complex assembly factor 3
Exons: 2
Coding region: 12-389 (125 amino acids)
Biological process (GO): mitochondrial respiratory chain complex II assembly; succinate metabolic process
Cellular component (GO): mitochondrial intermembrane space; mitochondrion
Source: RefSeq, a predicted model, not a curated record
CCUCGGCGGGGAUGUCUUCUCACGUGUCCCAGGUGAGGACCCUCUACAAGAAGAUCUUCCUCCUCCACCGCACUUUGCCCCUCCAUCUAAAAGCUCUGGGAGACCAGUACGUGAAGGAGGAAUUCAGAAGACACAAACAUGUCAGUCCUGCAGAAGCCAAACUAUUUAUGAAGGAGUGGGAGAAUUAUGCUGCGGUGCUUUGGGAACAAGCCAAGUCCAGUCUCCAUAAUCCAGAGACAAAAGGGAUGCAGUACGGAGCCAGCCUGUCAGAAGAAAAACUUGAUUUAUUAAAUGCAGAGCAGAUCGGACAGUUACACGAACUCAUGCAGGAGGCCACUAAACCAAAGCGACAGUUUGAGGUGGCUGAAGAUUCUGGACAGAAGACAUAGACUGCACGGAA